Messenger RNA from Nycticebus coucang (slow loris), 3395 nucleotides. RefSeq names its product forkhead box O4 (gene FOXO4). Lineage: Eukaryota; Metazoa; Chordata; Mammalia; Primates; Lorisidae. Gene Ontology annotation, biological process: regulation of transcription by RNA polymerase II. Gene Ontology annotation, molecular function: RNA polymerase II cis-regulatory region sequence-specific DNA binding; DNA-binding transcription factor activity, RNA polymerase II-specific. The record is from RefSeq and is a predicted model, not a curated record. The transcript has 3 exons. Bases 445 to 1992 code for a protein of 515 amino acids. Gene Ontology annotation, cellular component: nucleus.
GGGAGGGACAAGUGACGCGGGGAAGCGGGGCGUGGGGGAGGGCAGCGAUCCGGGUGGAGGAAAUUUGGGAGGAGUGUCCGGGGGGCAGCAACUUAAAAGGGGAGAGAACUGCAGCUAAGGAGACGUUCGGUGAUGGGAGUGCAAUGUACGACGAGAUAGGGUGCCUCAGGUUUAAAAGAGCAGGAAGCUGAGUGAGAGGUUGGAGAAAAAGUGUCUUCGCUCAGCCUAGGUUACAGGUGGUGUCUCAGAAAGAGCUCUGAGCCUGCAGGCUGUAGUCGGGAAGAGGAUCAGAGAACUCUGUGUAAGGGACAGUUUCGGGGCUUAGCGUCCUGGGGCGAGGGGAAGUUCACGACUUUCUGAGGACUGGCAGGAAUGUGCCUCCCGGCCCUCGGUGCUUCCCCCCUCGGGGGAGGCAUCGUGAGGGACUGUGUCAGGCUUCACUGAAUGCUGAACCGCGGAGGUCCAGCUCCACGUAUGGAUCCAGGGAAUGAGAAUUCAGCCGCAGAGGCUGCCGCGAUCAUAGACCUCGAUCCCGACUUCGAACCCCAGAGCCGUCCCCGCUCCUGCACCUGGCCCCUUCCCCGACCAGAGCUCUCUACAGAGCCGUCCGAGCGGCCCGAGGUGGAGCCAGGUCUGGGAGAGAAGGUACACACGGAGGGGCGUUCAGAGCCUAUCCUGUUGCCCUCCAGGCUCCCAGAGCCGGCAGGGGGCCCCCAACCCGGGAUCCUGGGGGCUGUAACAGGUCCUCGGAAGGGAGGCUCCCGCCGGAAUGCCUGGGGAAAUCAGUCAUAUGCAGAACUCAUCAGCCAGGCCAUUGAAAGCGCCCCUGACAAGCGACUGACACUCGCCCAGAUCUAUGAGUGGAUGGUCCGUACUGUGCCCUACUUCAAGGACAAGGGCGACAGCAACAGCUCGGCAGGAUGGAAGAACUCAAUUCGCCACAACCUGUCCCUGCACAGCAAGUUCAUCAAGGUUCACAAUGAGGCCACUGGCAAGAGUUCUUGGUGGAUGCUGAACCCAGAGGGAGGCAAGAGUGGCAAGGCACCCCGCCGCCGGGCUGCCUCCAUGGAUAGCAGCAACAAGCUGCUCCGGGGCCGCACCAAGGCCCCCAAGAAGAAACCACCUGUGUUGCCAGCUCCAUCUGAAGGUGCCACUUCAACGAGCCCUGUUGGCCACUUUGCCAAGUGGUCAGGCAGCCCUUGUUCUCGAAACCGUGAGGAAGCCGAUGUGUGGACCACCUUUCGUCCACGAAGUAGUUCAAAUGCUAGCAGUGUCAGCAACCGACUAUCCCCCAUGAGGCCAGAAUCAGAGGUGCUAGCAGAGGAGGAAAUACCAGCCUCAGUCAGCAGCUAUGCAGGUGUUCCUCACACUCUAAAUGAAGAUCUAGAGCUGUUAGAUGGGCUCAAUCUCACAUCUUCCCAUUCCCUGCUCUCUCGGAGUAGUCUCUCUGGCUUCUCUUUGCAGCAUCCUGGGGUUACCGGCCCCUUACACACCUACAGCACCUCCCUCUUCAGCCCAGCAGAGGGGCCCCUGUCAGCAGGAGAAGGGUGCUUCUCAAGCUCCCAGUCUCUGGAGGCCCUGCUCACUUCUGAUACGCCACCACCCCCUGCUGAUGUCCUCAUGACCCAGGUAGAUCCCAUUCUGUCCCAGGUUCCAACACUUCUGUUGCUGGGAGGGAUACCUUCCUCCAGUAAGCUGGCCACAGGAGUCGGCCUAUGUCCUAAGCCCCUAGAGGCUCCAGGCCCCAGCAGUCUGGUCCCCACCCUUUCUAUGAUAGCACCACCUUCAGUCAUGGCAGGUGCUCCCAUCCCCAAGACCCUGGGGACUCCAGUGCUCACACUCCCUACUGAAGCUGCAAGCCAAGACAGAAUGCCUCAGGAUCUAGAUCUUGAUAUGUAUAUGGAGAACCUGGAGUGUGACAUGGAUAACAUCAUCAGUGACCUCAUGGAUGGGGGCGAGGGACUGGACUUCAACUUUGAGCCAGAUCCCUGAGUCAUGGCUGGAAGCUUUGUCUCCUGCUUGAGAGGUGGACCCAAGCGUGUCCAGUGUCCAUAUCCACUUUUUACCCUUGAGCCCUCUCCAGGAAAUUGGGAUCCUGCUUUAGAGCUAGGGUGGGGUCUAAUCAUGCACGCAAGCAAGCAAGCACACAGGCACACGGGUGUUGAGGAAAUUAUAAAGAUAAAGCUGCCCUAGUGGGGACUAUGGGGGGAGGAAAGUGGGAGGGGGAAAGGGAGAGGGUUUAUUUUCACUGUGCCAAUUUAGGGGGUAAGGUCCCCUCUCAGGAGCCAUCCUUGGCUUCCCCAUUCCCACCCCCUAGGCUUUGUAGCAGGGGCGAGCAAUGCUGUUGGAAAUGUGAAGUCACCAGUGGCCUUACCCCUGCCUUUGGAAGCAGGAUUUUUUGUAGAGAGUCUUAUCUGAGCUGGACCAGGCUAGGUCAGCCUGGAGUUUUUAUGCAGUGGCCCCCUUAGGCCAGUGGUGUGGGUGGGGGGUAGAAGGGAUCUGAAAUGGCCAAGAUCUGAGCACAGAGCUGCAGAUAACAGAAAGGCUUUUUAUAAACUUUUAAAGAAAUAUAAACACAAAUAUAGAGAUUUUUAACAGUGGCAAGGUGCUAGUGAUGGAGAGAAUGCUUUUUCUUUCUGAAGGCUUUGUCAUAGUGACAUGAUACAAACACUACAGACAAUAUACUAGCUGAGACACAGGGAAAUGGGGGAGGAGUGAGAAGUAACAGUGAACAAGGAAGGGGAAGACCUCUUACCUGGACCAGGUCUAGAAAAAGGUCUGUGCAUAAUGCUUUAAAGUUUCCCUAAGGAAAAGCCAUAUCCCCUCAUUCUGUCAACUUGUGCUUGGGAGUGUGUGGUGUUGGGGUGCAGCCACACUCUUCUAGUGUGAGUUAGUGCUACAGUGGGAGAGUGCAUUGAAAGCCUGGAAUUAGCUUGGGGCCUGGGAAGGGGGGGAGAGAAUAGAAUGAGGGAAAGAUUUAGGGUGGUAAAGUUAGGUAUGGAGGCCUCCCUGCUCAAGGUCCCUUCCCUUCUUCCCCUUCCCUGACUGCAGGGGUUAUGUAGAAGUGUGUGGUGGCAGGCAGGGGGGAGGGGAGGAGCGUGGAAAGGGGUAGCUGAGAAGCUUGGCUGAGGGUCUGGGAAAUGAGCGCGGAUGGGGGAAUGUGGAUCAGGUUUACUAGCACCUGCCAGGGAAGCCAUCUGGGGCUCCUCCCCCCCAGCCCCCAAGCGGCCCCUCCCCUAGUGCCCUUUGCUUUGUCCUCUCCCCCGCCCCUGCUGUGGGUUCCCAUCAUUUCCUGUGUCAGUGCCUGGCCUACCCAGAUUGUAUCAUGUGCUAGAUUGGAGUGGGGAAGUGUGUCAAAUCAAUAAAUGAAUAAAUUCAAUAAAUGCCUAUAACCA